Molecule: messenger RNA, 1539 nt
Organism: Candidula unifasciata
Lineage: Eukaryota; Metazoa; Mollusca; Gastropoda; Stylommatophora; Geomitridae
Source: the annotation of a GenBank genome assembly
AUGCCAGAAGCAGGAGAUGUAUCGGUUCUGGCCCCUCUCCAUCACACCACAUCUGGACUGGGAAACAGCUGGAAUGCUCGGCGACACCUGAAGCUCAAUUUGAACAUUUCCCAGUGCCACCAUGGAGGAGGUGCCUCCUACAACGCGGCUAAUUUAGGCGGCCGUCUAGUCACCUCUCCGGGUAGGCCUCCCAGACUUGGCAUUGCUGUUGAAGACGCUCAUAUGAACUCGAAAAAAUCCAAACUCGAAAUAUGCUCAUCUCCGUGCGGAAAUAGAAUCAUCUACACUGACGUUGCCCAUUACCAACAGACUUUCUCCUCGUCGAAAUCGUCGUCAUAUUCCGUUUCCUGCAGCACUAAUGCUUCCACUUCAGCGUCUGCGCAGCAGAAGACCACCCCAGCCUCCUCCCCUACGACGGCAUUUAUCAACAGGAUAUCACCCUUGGCCAGCCCUGUGGUUUCCAACUGCGGGUUUGGCAUCGCCUGUAGCGCCAUCUCUUGCUCACCGCCGUCGUUUGCCUCCUGGCCCAAAGCGAAAUUAAAAUACAUGAGCUCUGAGGAACUGGCGUCAGCCGUCAGCAGAUCCAAACCCGUUCUCAUCAUAGACAUCCGCUCGCCACAAUCAUACCGUCGCAACCACAUCCAAGGAGCAGUUAAUUUAUCAUGCGUGGAUAACUUACAAAGACGGCGGAUUCAGAUGGGAAAGAGCUCCGUUUUUGACAUUCUGGGCAUGAAGGAUGCUAGUUCACAGACAUCGUCCUCGCCGUUUUCCAAAAGAAAAUCAGUGACCGGCAGCAGUAUGGAUAUAGUUGUCUACGACGACCACACGACAGUUCAGGACCUCACUGAGCCAGCACAGGAUGCGGCUUUGAGCAGUGUGCUGACCUCUUUGUUGAGAGAUGGGAAGGAUGUUCACGUUCUCAGUGGCGGAUUCAAAAGUUUCAGCAUCAACCAUGAAGCCUUGUGUCGGUGUAGCAGUAAAGCCAUCGAGGUUCACAAGCCCCUUCUCUAUAGUCCAACCAAUGGCGUCCAGGAACCGGAAAUAGAGGCUGCAACAGCUUCGCAGAUACUUCCGUUCCUGUAUCUCGGUAAUGAAAGGGAUGCCAGAGACCUCGCCCAGCUAAGGAGCUUAAACAUAAGCUAUAUUCUGAACGUCACCUCUCAUGUGCCCCAGUACUACGAUGAGCAAGGCAUUCGCUACAAGAGAAUUCCCGCCUCAGACAGCGGCCAGCAGAACCUCAAGCAGUACUUCGAGGAGGCCAUUGAGUUUAUCGAUGACGCUCGUCAGAACAACGCCAAAGUGCUGAUCCAUUGCCACGCCGGGGUGUCUCGAUCUGCCACCAUCACCAUCGCCUACUUGCUCAAACACACCAGAAUGGCCAUGGCCGACGCCUACAAGUUCGUCAAGGGAAAGCGACCAAUCAUCUCCCCAAAUUUCAACUUCAUGGGCCAGCUGCUGGAGUUUGAGCAGGAUCUCAACGAAGGCGUGUCCUUGCGAAUCCUGCACCCACGUUUGCAUGGAAUCGAGAGUAGUGUCUGA